Molecule: messenger RNA, 4587 nt
Organism: Cololabis saira (Pacific saury)
Lineage: Eukaryota; Metazoa; Chordata; Actinopteri; Beloniformes; Belonidae
Product: NLR family CARD domain-containing protein 3-like
Exons: 11
Coding region: 238-3267 (1009 amino acids)
Molecular function (GO): protein binding
Source: RefSeq, a predicted model, not a curated record
AGCAGCAGCAGCAGCAGCAGCAGCAGCAGCAGCAGCAGCUCUGCAGGUGAAAAACACCUGACAGAUUCAAAGUUCAGAGUUCAGAGUCCAUGUGGACGUGGACGGAGCAGCAGAGGAACCAGGUGAAGACUCGGCUUCACAGAUCCCACCUGGACAGAAAUGUUGGCGUCAGGUUAGAGGAGACUCAGCUUCAGAUGAAGGUAGAAGGUGUGUGUGAGCUGAUGUGAAUCCAGCAGCAUGGAUCAGUGUGAGGACAGAGAGGAGGGAGUCCUUCCCUCCAAAACCUCCCCGAGGGGAAAACCUGAGAGAGAAGAAGAGAGGAGACCUGGACCUGGACCUGGACCUGGACCAGGACCUGGACCUGGACCUGGACCUGGACCUGGACCUGGACCUGGACCCAGCUGUGUGUCCUUGAAGAGUAAUGAAUCAAAGGAUUUUUUUAUCGGUUUUAAAGAGUCUCCUGGUUUUCCUUCAGAGAGAGUGGACGAGCAGAUCUCAGAGUCCCCCAGCGGUCCGUCUGUCCAGCAGCAUCAGACCCAGCUGGACUCCGUCUUUCAGCUGCUGGAGGACGACAUCGUCAUGUUUGUGAAGGACGAGCUGAAGAAGAUCCUGAAGGUUCUGAGUCCAGAUUACCCAGAAUCCUCAGAGAGUCUGGAGGAGGAUGAAGAUGAAGAACAGAAGAGCAUCAGAGAGACAUUCAUGAAGAUCACAGUGAAGUUCUUGAGGACGAGGAAGCAGGAGAAGCUGGCUGACCUCCUGCAGAGCAAUACCGUCGCUGCCGUUUGUCAAUCCAAACUCAAAGUUCAGCUGCAGAAGAAGCACCAGCAUGUGUUUGAGGGGAUCAUUAAAGCAGGAAACCCAACCCUUCUGGAGCAGAUCUACACGGAGCUCUACAUCACAGAGGGAGGGACCGGAGAGGUCAAUGAAGAACAUGAAGUCAGACAGAUUGAAGCAGCUUCCAGGAAACCAGACGGAGCAGAAACAGCCAUCAGACAGGAAGACAUCUUCAAACCCCCACCUGGAAGAGGAGGACCAAUCAGAACGGUGAUGACGAAGGGAGUGGCCGGCAUCGGGAAAACAGUCCUAACACAGAAGUUCAGUCUGGACUGGGCUGAAGGCAGAACCAACCAGGACAUCCAGUUCCUGCUUCCAUUCACCUUCAGACAGCUGAAUGUGCUGAGAGAGGAGAAGUUCAGCUUGGUGGAACUAGUUCAUCUGUUCUUCUCUGAAACCAAAGGAAUCUGCAUCUUUGAAGAGUUCCAGGUCGUGUUCAUCUUUGACGGUCUGGAUGAGAGUCGACUUCCUCUGGACUUCCACAACUCUACAAUCGUCAGUGACCCCAGAAGGUCCACCUCAGUGGACGUGCUGCUGACAAACCUCAUAAGGGGGAACCUGCUUCCUUCUGCUCGUCUCUGGAUCACCACACGACCCGCAGCAGCCAAUCAGAUCCCUCCUUACUGUGUUGACAUGGUGACAGAGGUCAGAGGGUUCACUGACCCACAGAAGGAGGAAUACUUCAGGAAGAGGUUCAGAGAUGAGGAGAAGACCAGCAGGAUCAUCUCCCACAUCAAGACAUCACGGAGCCUCCACAUCAUGUGCCACAUCCCAGUCUUCUGCUGGAUCACUGCUACGGUCCUGGAGAAAGUCCUGAAAACCAAAGAGGGAGGGGAGCUGCCCACGACCCUGACUGAGAUGUACAUCCACUUCCUGGUGGUCCAGGCCAAACUGAAGAAGGUCAAGUAUGAUGGAGGAGCUGAGACAGAUCCACACUGGAGUCCAGAGAGCAGGAAGAUGGUGGAGUCUCUGGGAAAACUGGCUUUUGAGCAGCUGCAGAAAGGAAACCUGAUCUUCUAUGAACCAGACCUGAGAGAGUGUGGCAUCGAUGUCAGAGAGGCCUCAGUGUACUCAGGAGUGUUCACCCAGAUCUUUAGAGAGGAGAGCAGCCUGUACCAGGACCAGGUCUUCUGCUUCAUCCAUCUGAGUGUUCAGGAGUUUCUGGCUGCUCUUCAUGUCCAUCAGACCUUCAUCAAGUCUGGAGUCAACCUGAUGGAAGAUCAGACAACCUCUCUCACAUCUGAAACACGAGAAGAAGUUCAGGAGGAAGAUGAUGAAGAUAAAAUUGACGAUGAGGAUGAGGGUGAAGUAGAAAAAUAUGAAGAUGCAUUUGAAAAUUAUGAAGAUGAAGAAUAUGAUGAUGAUGAAGAUGAAGAGACUCGCUUCUAUCAGACAGCUGUGGACAAGGCCUUACAGAGUCCAAACGGACACCUGGACUUGUUUCUGCGCUUCCUCCAGGGUCUUUCACUGGAGACCAAUCAGAACCUCUUACGAGGUCUGAUGACAUCAAACCAAAGAAGAUCACAGAACAAUCAGGAAACUAUCAAAUACAUCAAGAAGAAGAUCAGUGGGGAUCUGUCUGCAGAGAGAAGCAUCAACCUGUUCCACUGUCUGAAUGAACUGAACGAUCGGUCUCUGGUGGACGAGGUCCAACGGUCCCUGAGGUCUGGACAUCUCUCCACAGAUAAACUGUCUCCUGCUCAGUGGUCGGCUCUGGCCUUCAUCUUACUGUCAUCAGGAGAUCUAGAGGUGUUUGACCUGAAGAAGUUCUCAGCUUCAGAGGAUGCUCUACGGAGGCUGCUGCCGGUGAUCAAAGCCUCCAAGAAAGUUCUACUGAGUGGCUGUCACCUCUCAAAGGACAUCUGUCCACUUCUGUCCUCAGUCCUCAGCUCUCAGUCCUCCAGUCUGACAGAACUGGACCUGAGCAACAACGACCUGCAGGAUUCUGGACUGGAGCAGCUGUGCCCUGGACUGGAGAGUCCACACUGUCACCUGGAGUCUCUCAGGCUGUCAGGCUGUCUGAUCUCAGAGGAAGGAAGUUCUUCUCUGGUCUCAGCUCUGACCUCCAACCCCUCCCACCUGAGAGAGCUGGACCUGAGCUACAACCAUCCAGGAGAGUCAGCAGGGAAGCUUCUGUCUAGACUGAAGGAUCCCCGCUGGAGACUGGACACACUCAGGGUGGAGCCUGCUGGACAACAAUUUCUGACACCAGGUCUGAGGAAGUAUUCCUGUCAACUCACCAUCGACACAAACACAAUCAACAACAACAUCAAACUGUCUGACAAAAACAGGAAGAUGAUGUUUGUAGGGGAGGAUCAGUCAUAUCCUGAUCAUCCAGACAGGUUUGAUCUUCCUCAGCUGCUGUGUAGAGAAGUUCUGACGGGUCGCUGUUACUGGAGGUCCAGUGGAGCGGAGGUGUUUCUGUAUCAGUGAGUUACAGAAGAAUCAGCAGGAGAGGAAACUCUGGUGACUGUGAGUUUGGAAGGAACGAUCAUUCCUGGAGUCUGGACUGUUCUCCAGGUGGUCAUUACCGUGUCUAUCACAAUAACAGAGUAACAUUCAUCUCCUCCUCAUCUCCACCUUCAGACUCUAACAGAGCAGCAGUGUACGUGGACGUUCCUGCUGGAACUCUGUCCUUCUAUAAAGUCGUCUCUGACAGACUGAUCCACCUCCACACCUUCAUCACCACCUUCUCUGAACCUCUCUAUCCUGGAUUUAGUAUCUGGUCCAGUUCUGGUUCCUCAGUGUUUCUGUGUCCAGUUUAGUCUCCAGAGUCUCCUGUCAGAGAAACUGUCUCUGUUGGAUCCUGGACUUGGACUCUGGUUCUGGUUCCUCAGUGUCUCCAUCAGGAUGAUGAUGAUGAUGAUGAAGGUGCUGUUGAUAAUAAUGAUGAUGAUGAAGAUAAUCACCGAUAACCUUUAGUUUUUGGGUUUAUUGUAUUUUAUUUGAUCUUUUUCACAUUUAAACAUUAAAUAAUUUAUUGGAUUGUUGAUGUUUGAUCAUAAAUUAGAUUUUUAUCUCGUUAUUCUUGUUUUAUUAUUGAUUCUGUCUCUAAAUGUUUUCAUGUUUGACUUCACGUUUAGAUUCUUAAAGUCUUGUUUCUUCCCUGAAACAAAGUUUGAGCUUCAAAUCUAAACAUUUCCAUUUUACAUUCAACUUUUCCAGUUUGUAUAAUCUUUGAUUGAUUUAUCUGAUUGUUUUAAUUUGAUUCCUUCAGUUUUCAAAGUUGUUGAUGUAAAAAUGAAGUGAGAAGAUGGAAAUAUUCAUGCAACAUCCAACAUGUAAAAGUAUUCAAGUACUCUUGAACCAGUUUUUUAAGGAAAGGUUUAUUUACUGCAACUUUAAAAACAUGAGGUAAAUAUCCUAAAUUUAGGGAUAAGUUGAUCUGGUCCAGUAUUGUCAUACCAAAAAGAGAAUAAAAUAUGUACAUAUUUCUGUACAAAACAUGUUUAGAUAAAUGUAAAUGACCUUUUAUGUUGCAUGUGCUUGUUAAACAUGAGAAUGUAACAUGUUUCCUGCUGGGUAUUGAUCUGGUCCUGGUCCUGGUCUGAGUCCUGGUCCUGGUCCUGGUCCUGGUCUGAGUCCUGGUCCUGGUCUGAGUCCUGGUCCUGGUCCUGGUCCAGGUCCUGGUCCUGGUCUGAGUCCUGGUCCUGGUCCUGGUCUGGUCCUGGUCCAGGUCUGAGUCCUGGUCCUGGUCCAGGGCUGGGUAUUGGUCUGCUGCCAAAGGUCUGAAUAAAACAAUCUGAACAGAAA